AUGUGUGAGAAUGAUAUCUAUACUAACCUUCAGUUGACUGGUUUGGUGUCCCGUUUGGCGACAUACCCGCAGCCACUCCUCCGCUCUUAUCUCCUCAACUCUUCGCUCGUCUUCCAAAAAGAUGUCAAACCCUUGACAACACUUCUCAACGAAUUACGCAAAAAAUUGGAUCUAUUGUCGGAUCAAAUCGAUAAUUUCGAUGAAUUGCUUCGAAAUGCCCGACAAUUUCUGUUCGCACGAGAGAACAGAAUCUUAAAUAAAAAGCAAAGUAUUUGCUCUCAAAUGGACAAUAGAUUCCCUUAUAAUCCGAGACCCAAUCGAAGUAAUAGUAUCACCAGUUUGUCGUCCAUUAGAUCAGAAACUGGAACCGAAGCUUUAAAGAAAGGAUUCAAUGGCCUUAAAAGCCUGUUCCGCGCGGCUACUACUCCAAGAAGUAUGCGUAGAAGCAGUUCCAUGUCUGUGUCCCAGACUCCUACUCCCCCGCCUAUUCUCGAGUCAGUGUCUGGCGGCCAGGGAUACAGAUAUUUCAAACCAUUGGAUUCACCGGAACAGGGAUUGGAUGCCAACGAUGCGGAAGAGAACGAAAGGAUACAGAAGAUAGUGUUGGCGUUCAUUGUGUUCGAAGAGUUUGUCCGC
Molecule: messenger RNA, 636 nt
Organism: Oppiella nova
Lineage: Eukaryota; Metazoa; Arthropoda; Arachnida; Sarcoptiformes; Oppiidae
Source: the annotation of a GenBank genome assembly